UCCUUAGUUUAGGUUGCGGAUACUUUGAGAAGAAGGUCUUGAGUGAAACCACCUCUUUCGUGAGUGAGCAGUUCCAUGGACAUUUCUGCUUGGUCUAAUUCCAGAUCCAGCUGUUUCUCAUCAAAAUGGGUACCAAGGAUCGCGUUUUGGUCCGUCUGGAGCAAUCGACCAUCUUCAUGAUUGAACAAGAAAACAUUCUGCAGGGGGCCACCUCUUAUUAUUUAGGGGGUGUGCCCACCUCCGUCUUGCCCGAAAAGCUCAAGAAGCUGUUCCCCAAAGGAGGUUCCAUCAGAGGCUGCAUGAAAGGACUGAAAGCUCUGGGGAAAUACGUGGACUUAAAACGCAUGAACACCAUCGGAGUGAGUUACGGCUGCACCUUGGACCUCCUGGUGGCUCGUUCAGUGAAACUUCAUGGCUCCGGCUACUUGACUCUCUCGCUGAGGAACGUCCCCCCGUUGCAAGACUUCUACACUGGUUUUAGCUUCCGUACCAGUCAGAGUCGUGGCUUGCUCUAUCAACACGAUACAAAGGUAGGCCGUUUGGGCCUUGAAGGAAUUGCGUCCUAAAAUAAUAGUCUCCUGCAUGUAGUAUUACCUGAACGGUCAGAAAUAACUCCUAACUAACUGGCAUCCAGAACCGUAAGAAAAGACAAUGCUAAAUGCUAGUUUCACUAUUUGUAUAACUGGAAAGAUAGUCAGAAUAAUAUUUUGCAUUCUUAAAAGAGACAGAUGAGGGGUUUUAACUAACAGUUGUAACUCAAGGAGGGAAAGUAUACCUUUCCCUAAUAUUUGUCCCACCUGAGACUCUUUUUAUAAGACUUAUCAACUUCACCCUUCUUUUAUUAGUAUCUAUCUGUAUCUUCCUAU
Thamnophis sirtalis is the source of this 866-nucleotide messenger RNA. The record is from RefSeq and is a predicted model, not a curated record. NCBI's taxonomy places the organism in Eukaryota, Metazoa, Chordata, Lepidosauria, Squamata, Natricidae.